Messenger RNA from Styela clava, 543 nucleotides. Lineage: Eukaryota; Metazoa; Chordata; Ascidiacea; Stolidobranchia; Styelidae. The record is from RefSeq and is a predicted model, not a curated record.
AUGAGUCGCCACGAUUACCGUGAUGUAAAUAUUAAAACUAACAAUUGGGCGGAGAUCGGAACAUUGCUUCAUGUUACUGGACAGCAGACAAGAGAGAAGUGGAAAGAGUUGAGAGACAGAUUUGUCAAGAUUAAAAAUAAGAAUGAAAGCAGCAUGAGGUCAGGAGCACCCGGAGGCGUUUCUACGAAUAAAUGGAGUCUAUUCGAACAAAUGAGUUUUUUAGAUUCCUUCGUGCAGCAUCGAAAGCUCUUUUCUAUUUCUUAUUUCAAAACGUCCUCAAAUUUAGAUCUCGUCACUUUAUCAGCUGUGGUAGAGGGGGAAGAAGUGUCUGGGUCAUCUUCUGUCGCACCGACACCAAAAAAAAGGAAGGAAGAAGUGAACAUGCGGAUUUUGAAAUUCUUGAGGAGGAGAAGGAUGGAUGACCCAGACAAACUCUUCCUUCUUUCACUUCUACCACAGCUGAAAAGACUGUCUCCUGAGCGUGCGUCAUCAACAAAGAUGAAAACCAUGCAAAUACUCCAUGAGGCUGAAUUUGAGAAAUGA